Andrographis paniculata is the source of this 966-nucleotide messenger RNA. RefSeq names its product two-component response regulator ARR8-like. Gene Ontology annotation, biological process: phosphorelay signal transduction system; cytokinin-activated signaling pathway. The transcript has 4 exons. The coding region runs from base 261 to 809 and encodes 182 amino acids. The record is from RefSeq and is a predicted model, not a curated record. NCBI's taxonomy places the organism in Eukaryota, Viridiplantae, Streptophyta, Magnoliopsida, Lamiales, Acanthaceae.
UCUUGGAGAUUCUCUCAUUGAUCUUUCCAAACUGUCCAAAUCUUUCUGUAUCUCUUUUAUCAUUAUUCAAAACCCUAAUCAAUAUAUAAACAUAACAUUCAUUUCAUUUCAUUUCAAUUCAAAUCAAUUCCCCCUAUUUCUUUCAAAUAAAUAAAUAAAUAAAUUAAAAGUUGCAUCUUUCUUACCACAUUCUUGAUUCCCUCCAACAAUAACCAAUCAUCUGCAAUUAUCUCAUUGCAAAUUGGCAGUUUUCGAUAGCCAUGGAGACAUCACAGUUUCAUGUUCUUGCCGUCGACGAUAGCCUCAUCGAUCGAAAAUUGAUCGAAAGGCUUCUCAAGACCUCCUCUUAUCAAGUGACUGCAGUAGAAUCUGGUGUGAAAGCUCUUGAAUAUUUAGGGUUACUUGAUGACCAUGAAAAUUCAGACACCAACACAGAUCAUGAAUUGGAAGUAAACCUGAUCAUCACAGAUUAUUGCAUGCCAGGAAUUACCGGAUUCGAUCUUCUCCGAAAAAUCAAGGAGUCGACAUCGUUGAAGGACAUCCCGGUGGUGAUAAUGUCGUCGGAGAACGUUCCGUCGAGAAUAAACAGCUGCUUAGAACAAGGGGCUGAAGAAUUCUUCCUGAAGCCAGUGCAGCAAUCUGAUGUUAAUAAAUUAAGGCCACAUUUGAUGAAGGGAAAAUUAAUUAAAGAAGACGAAGACGAGGUCGAGGUCGAAGUCGAAGAAGAAGAAAAUGAGGCAAAUUGUAAUAAAAGAAAGCCAGAUGAAGAAUGUCUAUCCCCUAGUAGAUUAAGGACAAAAUUUCAAUAGUAAUCAUAAGAAUAAUUAUUAUUAUUAAUUUAUUGACAAAAGACUUGUAGUUAGCCCUUAAUAAUUAUAAUAUAUAUAUAUAUAUGAAAUAUUGAGAAAAGUAAUGUUACAUUUUGUAAAUUUUGAUAUCUUGUUGGGAAUUUUUUUUAAAGUGCUA